GAGAUUAAAAUUGAUAAUAGAGACAAUAAUAUAGACGAUGAUGAUGAUAAUGAAGACAGUGAUGACGAUGAUAGUGAUGAUAACGAGGACAGUGAUAACGAUGAUAGUGAUGAUAACGAGGACAGUGAUAGCAAUGAUAGUGAUGAUAAUGAAGACAUUGAUAACGAUUAUAGUAAUUAUAACGAAGACAGUAAUAGUAACUAUUCCUAUAAAAGAUUACGAGAACCAAAUAAUUAA
This is a messenger RNA of Cetraspora pellucida, 237 nucleotides long. Lineage: Eukaryota; Fungi; Glomeromycota; Glomeromycetes; Diversisporales; Gigasporaceae. The record is from the annotation of a GenBank genome assembly.